UUGUCAGUGAUGUGACGACGAUUCAUUGAAUUGAAUGGUAGUGACAAACUUUAUAUUUUGAUUGAAUGAUAAUUCUAAUCGUGUAUAAUGAGUAAUAUUUAAAAUAACUUCUCGUUUUAGUGGUGCUUGUGUUUUAAUAUUUAAAAUGAGUUAUUGAAUUCGGUUUUUCUGAAAAAUAAGAUGGAAAUUGCUAAGGAACAGACUGAUAUUAAGCCGUCAACUGACUCUUUACCGACAAGGCCUGUGCCUAGGCCGUUUUCAAUCGAAGCGAUAAUGAGUGAUUGUGGACCAAAGAAAAAUCAACCGCCACCCCUGGUGUCAUGGAAUGUUUCACCAAUGCCUCAUCAGGAACCGUAUCAACAAAGUAAGGAUUUUGGGUCCAGGGAUACAGACUCCGAAAGCAGUUUGGAUAUUGACUUGGCGCAAGAUUUAUCUAGAAGAAGUCAAAAAGACGGCUCAGACCUAGAUGAUGAGGAUGUCGAAGACCUACAGAAUUCCGAUGGAGGUCAGUGUGAAGGCUCUGGGUCAACGAAGGCUAGGAGACGAAGGACGGCUUUUACAAGCGAACAACUUCUAGAACUCGAAAGAGAGUUCCAUGCCAAAAAGUAUCUUUCGUUAACAGAACGAAGCCAAAUAGCAUCCGCUUUGAGGCUCAGUGAAGUACAAGUAAAAAUAUGGUUUCAAAACCGACGUGCAAAAUGGAAACGUGUGAAAGCAGGCUUAGGUACAGGUACCCACCAAGGGCCGAAAGGCUCGCAGCAAAAAAGUAAAUUAGUCGUUCCUAUUCCGGUCCACGUCAAUCGGUUCGCCGUCAGAAGCCAGCACCAGCAACUGGAAAGGGCCCUGGGUGACCUUGCUGGUAGGGUUUUGGCAAGUCACGCCGCCCUUAGGGUAGGCCUAGAUCUACACGCGUUUCAUCCCCACGCUCAUCAUCAGUCACCACCCCAUUAGUGUUAUGUCGUAUAGUUAAUAACAAAAAACAUUAUCUCAUAUAGAAACCAGUGGAGUAGCAGAACUAAUGAAAUUGUUCGUAAUCUGCCCUAAAUUUUGACAGGUUUAAAAUGAAACAUUCAACUUAUUAUUUUUUUGAUGUCAGAAACAUUCUAAACACACAUAAAUACAAUCACCGGCACGAAAAACGGGCACCUUAAAAUUUUCAUGUAUUUUAAAGUUUUGUAUAUUGUGU
Messenger RNA from Sitophilus oryzae (rice weevil), 1186 nucleotides. RefSeq names its product homeobox protein unplugged-like. The transcript is spliced from 3 exons. The coding region runs from base 181 to 951 and encodes 256 amino acids. The record is from RefSeq and is a predicted model, not a curated record. Gene Ontology annotation, molecular function: DNA-binding transcription factor activity, RNA polymerase II-specific; RNA polymerase II transcription regulatory region sequence-specific DNA binding. Lineage: Eukaryota; Metazoa; Arthropoda; Insecta; Coleoptera; Curculionidae. Gene Ontology annotation, biological process: regulation of transcription by RNA polymerase II; regulation of nervous system development. Gene Ontology annotation, cellular component: nucleus.